AUGGUCAACUUCAAGUGGUCUUCAAUUGCCCUGCUCGCUCUGCGCGUCGCGACGGCCUUCGCCACCGAAGAGCCCGAUGCCGAGUCCUUCACCACGGUCCCGGUCGAGCAACCCGAGCUCAAGGCCGACAUCGAGACCACCUUCCCCGAUGCUGACAUCUUUGGCGUGAAGAUCGUCAACGGCCGCGUGACCAAGGCCCUGAUCGAGAUCACCAACCAUGAAGACUCGCCAAUCGACGUUGCCUUCAUUGGUGGCAAGCUUUCGACCACCAAGCCACUGCCCGAGGACGCUCCCGCGUCUGCCGCGACCAUCCGCAACUUGACCGCCGUCCGGUACGACGUGACCAUCCCGCCUGGCGAGAAGCACCAAUUGCCCUACCAAUUCGUCCUCGACAUGAUGCCGCAGGAUGUGCAGGUUGAUCUGGUUGCCAUUGUUACGAGCGAGGCCACGAGCCAGAUCUUCCAGGUCCAGGCCCACAGUGGUCCUGCCAGCAUUGUCGAGCCGCCCACCAGCCUGUUUGAUCCCCAAAUCAUCUUCCUCUACCUCUUCCUCACCGGCGUUUUCGGCGCAACCCUCUACUUCGUCUACAAGACCUGGAUCGAGGCUCUCUUCCCCCAAGCCAAGCCCACCGGCAAGGGCGGUUCCUCGCAAGCCGGCGGUGGCAAGAAGGCCGCGCGCCGCGCCGCGGCCGCCGUUGAGGCCGAGGCCGCUUCUGCCGACGCUCUCUCGGGCAACGAGUCCGCUGGGUUCACAAGCGGCGGUGACGGGAACAAGAGCUACGACGAAAGCUGGAUCCCGAGCCACCAUAUCAACCGCCCUACGGCGCGCCGUGUGAAGAGCAGUGCGAGUGGCAAGGCGAAAUAA
Dichotomopilus funicola is the source of this 864-nucleotide messenger RNA. RefSeq lists its product as uncharacterized. The transcript has 3 exons. Gene Ontology annotation, cellular component: endoplasmic reticulum; endoplasmic reticulum membrane. The record is from RefSeq and is a predicted model, not a curated record. The coding region runs from base 1 to 864 and encodes 287 amino acids. NCBI's taxonomy places the organism in Eukaryota, Fungi, Ascomycota, Sordariomycetes, Sordariales, Chaetomiaceae.